Messenger RNA from Mesorhabditis belari, 1209 nucleotides. NCBI's taxonomy places the organism in Eukaryota, Metazoa, Nematoda, Chromadorea, Rhabditida, Rhabditidae. The record is from the annotation of a GenBank genome assembly.
AUGACAGAAAGUUCCCUAAAGAAGAAAAGAUCAUCAUCAUUGAAGAGACGAAGUGGAAAAGCACCGAGAGAUUGGACAGGAGGUGGAGGAGUGCCGAGUUAUGCAUUAGCUGAUACAAAAAGGAUUCAUGUAUUUCGAAAUGGAGAUAUCUAUCAUCCGGGAAUACGGGUAGUGGUGAACCCUCGUCAAAUGCGUGAUAUGGCUCCAUUUCUUGAUCUUGUCAAUCAAAAAUUACAAAUGAUUGCCGGUGCUAGGAAACUCUUCACAACUGGCGGAAAAGAGAUUAAAAGAAUCGCAGAUAUUGAGAAUGAUAAAGAAUAUGUGGCAUCACCUGGACCCUUCACUCCAUUACCUUAUGGUCAAACCCUUGUCAGAUCGGCUUCUUCUUUUAUCACAUCAAUGACAAGUACGAGUCUAGCUUCUCAACUUGCCCGUUCAUCUCGAUCCUCAGAGCCACGCAAAUCAAAUUCGGAGAGUGGCGGAAAGAGGAAAAGACCAAAAUCACAAGCUCCACCCGGUACAGCACCAGCCGAUCUAUCGUCUAGAGUGAAAAGAGCUGUGAGUGUUGGAGAGAAAAAAAUCAAGAACUUGUCAUCAAGUAAUGGAGAAUCGACAACAAAGAAGUUAAAGAAAAAGAUACAAAAUGGAGUGAAUACUGCAAAAAAGACGAGUGGAGAUGCACAGAAUAAUGGAAAGAAAGUUGUGAAAAAGAUGAAGAAAAAGGCUCAAAAUGCGGUGAAUGGAGUGGUGAAAAUGGGGAAUGAUGGAAAAGAUCAUGUGGUUGAAGGAGUGAAUGGAAUGGCAACAGCUGGGGGAGCGGCUAUUGGAGCUGUUGGUGGAGCAAUUGGUGGAGCUGUUUCUGGAGUUUUUUCGGAUAAAGAUGAAGAAAAGGAGGAUCAUGAAGGAAAAGAGGGACAUCAUGAAGGAAAUCAUCAUGAAAAUCACAAAGAAAGCGAUAAAGAUGAUGAGAGUGAAAAAGAAAAUGAUCACGAAAAGGAUGAAGAUGAUGUGGAGGAAAGGCAUCAUUCAAGAAGACAUUCAAAAGUGUCUGUGAAAUCGACACACUCGGAAGCGCAUCAUAAUCAACACGAAUCGGGAAGAGAACAUUCGGAAGAGAAAGAUGAUGAAGAAGAUGAUGAACACGAUGAAAAAGAAAGUAAAGCAGAGUCGGAUGAUUCAAAGCGAACUCAAACAAUCAUGAAACAUGAU